Messenger RNA from Chaetomium fimeti, 1593 nucleotides. Its product is annotated as beta-lactamase/transpeptidase-like protein. The record is from RefSeq and is a predicted model, not a curated record. Lineage: Eukaryota; Fungi; Ascomycota; Sordariomycetes; Sordariales; Chaetomiaceae. The transcript is spliced from 4 exons. The coding region runs from base 1 to 1593 and encodes 530 amino acids.
AUGACGGCAUCUUACAACACCACCGCGAUAGCAAUCGGCGUCAAGUCCAUCCACGAAACCGAUCUCCUCUUCGAAUACGCCUACACGCCGCCAAAGAAGGACGAGAAGGGUGUACAGAAGGUGGACUCGGACACCAUCUUCCGAAUUGGAAGCUUGACCAAGCUGUUCCCUCCCUUGGCGCUGCUUAAGCUCCAGGAUCGGGGAGUCAAUUUUGAAGACCCGAUCACCAAGUAUGUGCCGGAGUUGAGGACUCUUAAGAGCCAAGCGAGGGAGGAUAGCCCGAUCUGGGCGGUUGAGUGGGAUGAGGUGACUCUGGGGGCGCUGGCGUCGCAUAUGGCUGGCAUUCCUUCGGACUACAUCACCGACAUUGCUCCGUUUGGUGACCUCUCGGCCUAUGGAUACCCGCAAGCAAACAGCUCCAAGUUCCUUGGCUGCGCCGGGUUCUUCGGGACUCCUGGUUGCAACAAGACUGUGUUCUUCGAGCACUUUGGGGAACGGCCCCCCGUACAAGCUCCAUUCUCGGCUCAGACGGUGUACUCCAACAUUGGUUUCGCCAUCCUCGGCUUCGCUGUUGAGGCCAUCACCAACCAAUCCUUCACCGACUAUGUCACCAACGAGAUCUGGAAACCCCUCGACAUGGCGCGGACCUCGGCCACCCAACCCGACGAGGCUCUGGGCUUCAUCCCUGCCAACGACGUCUGGUGGGCUGCCGAUAUGGGCUUCGAGGGCCCUGGGGGCGGCUAUUUCUCGACCAUCAACGACCUCCACCGCUUCGGCGACGCCAUCCUCCAGCACAAGCUCCUCUCGGCCGUCCAAACCCGCAAGUGGAUGAAGCCCCUCACCUCCACCUCGUCCUCCGGCCUCCUCAUGGGCGCGCCAUGGGAGAUCUUCCGCGCCGAGAACAUCACCUCGGACGGCCGCAUGAUCGAGCUCUACACCAAAACCGGCGACCUCAUCAACUACCACUCCCAACUGGUCCUCAUCCCCGACUACGACAUCGUCGUCACCCUCCUCGUGGCAGGCCCCAGCGGGCCCGGCGAGGGCUCCCAGACCUCCAUGACCCUCAUGAUGUCGCGCAUCGUGCAAUCCCUCCUCCCAGCCAUCGAAGCCGCCGGCAAAGCCGAGACCGCCGCCGCCUACGCGGGCACCUACACCGACAAGCGCACCAACUCGACCCUGACCCUCUCCCUCGACGCCGCCGCCGCCGCCGACGACGGCCCGGGCGUCGCCAUCACGCAGUACAUCAUCCGCGGCGUCGACGUGCCGCGCACCGACCCGGGCAGCACGCUGCCGCCGGCCACGCCGCCGACGCUCGACCCGCCCAUGCGCUACCGCCUGUACCCGGCGUCGACGGGCGCGGAGGGAAAGACGUCGUGGCGCGCGGUGGGGACCAUGAACACGGCCGAGCAGGUGGCGCAGCAGGACGCGCUGUUUGCGUGGCCGAUGAAUUCUUGUAUCACGUGGGCGAUGAUGGAUCGGUCGACGUUUGAGUUUGGGGCGAGGGAUCAUUUUGUGUUUGAUGUAGUGGAGGGGAAGGUCAAGGGGGUGGAGGCGGUUGGGUAUCAGGUGCAUCUGACGAAGGAGUGUAAGUGA